This is a messenger RNA of Pseudomassariella vexata, 981 nucleotides long. RefSeq lists its product as uncharacterized. The coding region runs from base 1 to 981 and encodes 326 amino acids. The record is from RefSeq and is a predicted model, not a curated record. The transcript is spliced from 3 exons. Gene Ontology annotation, molecular function: oxidoreductase activity, acting on the CH-CH group of donors. Gene Ontology annotation, cellular component: membrane. Lineage: Eukaryota; Fungi; Ascomycota; Sordariomycetes; Amphisphaeriales; Pseudomassariaceae. Gene Ontology annotation, biological process: lipid metabolic process.
AUGGGACUCUUGCAGAACUUCCUUGGUCUCACCAAUUUCCGUAAUCCCUUACUGCGGACGUUGGUGCCGAGUGUGUCGGCCGCGUUCGCGAUUCAAACUGCCUUUGCCGUCCCUUCUAUUCUCGCUCAAUCUGACCGGUUUUAUGAUGCCUCUGGUGCAAUGACCUUCCUAUCCGUCACGCUUUUGAGUAUGUACCUGCCCAGCCUCCGCACCAGAUCCGCAGCCGCGUUGAAGGGGACCGAUAUCAAACUGCCGAGCUUGAUGUCGGCAUUCACAGGCGGAGGUGCUUCUGGAGGUUUUAACUGGCGACAAGUCGCCCUGGGCGCAGCCGUUGCGUUCUGGUCUAUUCGAUUGGGUUCCUACCUCUUCCAACGCGUGCUGCAAACUGGUUCAGACUCCCGCUUCGAUAAGAUAAAAAAAUCUCCGGCCAAGUUCCUCGUGGCGUGGAUAGCACAGGCGACCUGGGUUUCAUUGUGUCUCAUGCCCGUGAUUGCCAUCAGCGCUAUCCCGCCCGCUGCCUUCUCUGCUCUGCCCCGACUGAAGCCUACUGAUGUUCUUGGCUUGGCGCUAUAUGUCGGUGGCUUCGCGUUUGAAAUGGUGGCGGAUCGCCAGAAGAGCAAAUGGAUGCAAGAAAGGCGAGAGAAGGUGCAUGAGGAGCAGUUCAUUACUCGGGGCCUUUGGAGCAAGAGUCAAUAUCCCAACUACUUUGGCGAAUGCACAUUGUGGACCGGCAUUGCCACAACAGCUGCGGGUGUGCUUGUAACUCGUCCUGCGCAGGUAGGAUUGGGUCUAUCCGGUGGUUUGCCUGGUCAAAUGCUUGCACUUGGUCUCUCAUCUAUCAGCCCUGCAUUUGUGACGUUCCUGUUGCUGAAGGUGAGCGGUGUUCCCCUGAGUGAGAAGAAAUACGACAAGCGUUACGGUGACCGGAAGGAUUACCAGGAAUGGAAGAAGAACACACCCAAAUUCUUCCCAAGGUUGUGA